Messenger RNA from Aureobasidium melanogenum CBS 110374, 5145 nucleotides. RefSeq lists its product as uncharacterized. The transcript has 3 exons. Gene Ontology annotation, cellular component: mitochondrial outer membrane. The coding region runs from base 1 to 5145 and encodes 1714 amino acids. The record is from RefSeq and is a predicted model, not a curated record. Gene Ontology annotation, biological process: mitochondrial fusion. Gene Ontology annotation, molecular function: GTPase activity; zinc ion binding; GTP binding. Lineage: Eukaryota; Fungi; Ascomycota; Dothideomycetes; Dothideales; Saccotheciaceae.
AUGAGCUCAGGCUCUCCCUCUGGCAGUGGCCGUGCCACACCCUCGAACAGCUCGCCUUCACCUAUGCGCCGCCACCCUGGUCGCCCUCAGUACAUGACCGUCGGGAACGGCUCGACUUCUGAACAUGCCGCUCGCCUUGCCGCCAUGCUGGACAACGACUCUGGCUAUGGGGGAAGCAUCGCUGACGGCGCCACCUUUGAUCCCACUUUUGACCAAGAUCCUAUGAAUCUGGCCACAGGUCAAAGCGCUACUUCCGACAACGAAAGACGCGCCAUCACCAGCCAUGUACACCAACUCCAAUACAACCAGAACCGUACCGCACUCGGCCGUGCCAUCUCCGAGACUGUCGACACUCUGAAGAAGUUACAAGAGAUGAAUUCAAAAUGGCCUGCCCACUAUCCUUCCGUCCAACGUCCAGCUCCCGCACCUCGCUUCCAUCCAGACCCUCGACCUGGUCUCGUCCAUACUCAAUCCGGUUUCGACAACCACCAUGCUCCUGAGAUAUCCAGACGACCAGCCCCUCGUCGCGCUGGUACUACCAUAGGCGAAGACAUGAUGGAGCCUGAGUCUAGCGGAGCUGCUGCUCGUGCUCCAGCUGCAGAACCCAGGCUGGUGACACCACAGCUGUCUCAACAGUUUUCGGUUCUCAAGAUCGAAUUGAAGAUGGAGGGCGUACAUCAAACCGAGCUGGUUCACUCUUUGGAAAAGCAGUCAAUAGCCUCGCUUCUUGACGGCCAGAUCAACAACAGCGUCCGACACCUGUUUUCGCUAAGAGAUCGCAUCGAGGACACUUCCAGCAAAGUUUUGAUUACUGGUGAUCUCAACGCGGGAAAGUCCACCUUCUGCAAUGCUCUCCUAAGACGCAAAGUCCUUCCUGAGGAUCAACAGCCAUGCACUAGUAUCUUCUGUGAAGUACUGGACUGUCGCGAGAACGGAGGUGUUGAAGAAGUUCACGCUAUUCCAAAUGGUAUCGAGUACAAUCGCCACGACGAAAGCACUUAUGCUGUCUUCGGUCUGGAACAUCUUGAAGAUAUUGUAAUCGACAACGAAAAAUGGUCACAGUGCAAGGUAUACAUCAGGGAUGUUCGCUCAGUAGACCAAUCACUGCUCAACAACGGUGUGGUCGACAUCGCUCUGAUUGAUGCACCUGGUCUGAACAACGAUUCGCUCAAGACCACUGCAGUCUUUGCUCGACAGGAGGAGAUUGAUGUCGUCGUCUUCGUUGUCUCUGCUGCUAACCAUUUCACGCUCUCAGCCAAGGAAUUCAUCUUCAACGCCGCCCGCGAAAAGGCCUAUAUGUUCAUGGUUGUCAAUGGUUACGAUAACAUUCGCGACAAGAAGAGAUGUCAGGAAAUGAUCUUAAAGCAAGUCAAUCACCUCAGCCCUGCCACUUUCAAGGAGUCUUCUGAGCUCGUCCAUUUUGUUUCAAGCAACGCUAUUCCCGUUGCUCCUGCUGGCGGUCCGGACGGUCCUGGUGGCUCAGGAAGUGGGUCCAGCUCAAGCAGCGGUGGCCCUGGUGGCGAUCCUAGCAACGACGAUGAGCCUUCUGACAAGAAAGAUAAAGGCAAGGGCAAAGAACAAGAAAAGAUCGACGAUUUCAACGAACUCGAGGCAUCUUUGCGUCGCUUUGUGCUCGAGAAGAGAGCACGUUCCAAGCUUGCUCCUGCAAAGACCUACCUGCUUAACGUUCUCGGCGAUCUCGGAAACCUUGCUACUGUGAACAAGGAGGUUGCUCAGAACGAGCUCGACCGCGUUACUAGGGAACUCAAAGAGCUUGAGCCCGUGUACGAGAAGUCCAAGAAGGCUCGCUCUGAGGCUGGGGAAGGUGUUGAUUUCACUAUCGAUGAGACUGCAUCGGAGAUUUACAAGGCAUCCCGCGACACCAUCAAUAACACAAUUGCUCGUGUCGGAGAGCAAAACCUGGGCGUCGAAUACCCUGGUCUAUUCAGCGUCUACGAGUACGCAGAUGAGCUGAAGUCAGCUAUGCUAGAACAGAUUACACGCUCAGUCCAUGACUGCGAGGAAGCCGCUAGAGACCACACGUCAAAGGGAGUCGAGGGCAUCAAGAAUCUCGGAGUUCUCCACCUCGGCGACGAUUAUGAGGACCUGACCUUCAAAUCGGAAUACAUGUUCCGUUCGCGCAGGGAUGCCUUGACACGACAAGUUGACGUUGACGUUGAGAUGUCAGACUUCUUUGAUUUGGCAAGUCUAUGGGAACGCCAAGAGAAGGUUGCAGGAGCAAGUAUGGCUGUCACAAUUGCUGGAGUUGUCGGUGGCCGUGUGUUCGGUGGUGUUGGUUGGGUCGAUGGUGUUCUCGGUGCUGCAAAGGUUAUCGGUCCCAACAACUUGCGCAGACUGAUGAUCCCCGGCAUUGUCCUUGCAAUUGCCCUUGGUGCUUCCUAUGCUUUGAGCUCAAUUCCUCAUUCGCUGCCCCGACGACUCUCACAGAAGCUCUCGGCUCAGCUUGCAGAGCUAGACUACACGCACGCCAACGCUACACGAAUCUCGUCCGAGGUUAGGAGAGCACUCAAGUUCCCUGCUGACAAGCUUCGUGAGGGUCUUCAGCGAAGUGUAGAGCAGCUUCUCGACGAACGCAAGGAGAAAAUCAAACUUCAAAGCGAAAGCGAAGUUGCGAGAAAGUACUUCGGCAACCUCGUCAGGGAGAGCGUAAUGGCCGAUCCGAGAGCCAUUGUCGCACUGGUCAUUCUUCUGUUCAUCUUCUUCUCGCCGCCACCUGGACAGGAACCCCUUGUACGCGCUCGCUCGCGCCUCGAACACAUCGUCGCUGCCGAACGCCAUGACUUGACUGUGCUCAAUCAAACACGGUUUGGGGACUUCGAUCCCACGCAGGACAGAUGGCUGAAUAUCAGCGGGUUUCGGGAGAACGACACGUUCGUAUGGCAAGCACUACCUCUUGUCAAGGAGCGAGCCAGGCAACAGUCUGCACAUGCCUUGGGUCAUGAUAAUCUGGCGCGUCUUGAUGGCAAAAAUGACGACCAACCACCACUACCACUAUAUCAGAAUGUGACUGGAACUUUGUACGGCGAAUGGAUUCGCUCGCCCAUACAAACAUCGGUGGUGCCGCCCAGGCUGAACAUGUCCGAGUACUCGUCCAUUGGUCCUUUUGGUCCUAUCCCGAUCCAUUCUUUUAGCAAGAAUGUCACUGCAAAGUCUGGGUCGCUCGAAGUCUGGUUCGAAGAGGCGGAUACACAAGACACACUGCUUUGGCAUGGGGAUAAGAGAGUGGCUAGGGAGGUCAAGGCUCAGAUCUCGGUUGGAGACGAAGAGGCGGGCGACUCUUGGGAUAGCAAGCUGUUUGGCGUCCACUUCCUCGAGACCGGGCAUAUCAUACUAGCUACCACUACGGACAAGUUUGCUGGAAUAUUCGGUCUACCACAUAUGGCUCUCUCGGACCACAACUUUCGCUUCGCUCAAGAGUUGCUCAAUCACACGAUAGGGAUGUCUAUCGACAAGCAAGAAGACGGUCUUCUCCAAAGCUUCACACCUUGGGCGCCAACUCCUGAAGGCACUUCGGACUCUCUGAUAGCUCCUACGUGUGACUUGGUUGUCUACCUGCAGCAGCACUUGGUUCCAGUACCUGGGGUCAAGCCUGGCCCUGAUCAGGAAACUCUUUUAUCCUUCAUCGAACAGGAGAUUCGAUUCCCGACUGGUGCAUCCAUCCCUUCUCCUCAGCAGAUAGCGUUUUCCAUGGUGGCUUUCUCGCCAGAUUGUGGCUUUGUGCUCGAAUCAAAAGGUCCGCCAGAUAUUGCACCACAAGAAGCAAACCAUCUCCGCGGUCUCAAAAUCGAGGUCGAGUAUGAGCGGGCAAGAAGCCAUCUACUGCUUUUCGCUGCCGUUAUUGGUGGCCAGUUGUUCUUUUUCUUGCGGCAAAUGCGAGACGCGAGUACCCCUUCUACAAGGAGCAGGAUCAGCUUCUAUACAAUCAGCAUGUUGUCACUUGGAGACGGCUUCACCACGAUGGUUCUCUGCUUGAUCAGUCUGUUCAUCCAGGCUCUCUGGGUGCCCGUGAUUGCCACUGCUUUCUUGGCCUUCAUGAGCGUUAGUUUCUUUGGCAUGAGGUUCUUGAUGGACAUAUGGGCUGUACAGGCACCGGAGAGGGAACGCAGGGAAAGACAGGAACGACAACGACGACAGCAAACUGCUGCCACAACUGCAGCUCCUACUUCAACCCCGGCAGGCGCUACAGAGAGUACACCCGCUCAACCACUGGCACUAUCACAGCUGCCAGUCAUUACUCCUGCAGGUGCAGAAACUCUACCUCAACCUGUGACAGCAACACGACCAGUUGACACAGGAGCCACACCAGUCUUCAUUCCUUCUGAUCAAGACAUGCAGGCUGAAGAGGAUACUCCCAAUGCUGCGGCUACAGGCGUAGAGGCUGGUCAACGUGCCCCCGGAUUUGGUUCUCUCUACACUCGCUUCUACUUCCUGCUUCUAGCAACAUUGUUCCUCUCACUCAACGCAACUUCAUGGCCGCCAGCGCUUCGACGAGGCUACUUCACAAUCUUGGCAUUCUGCUAUUUAUCCUUUUGGGUGCCGCAAGUCCACCGUAACUGCAUGCGCAAUUGUCGACACGCUUUGCGAUGGGACUUUGUGGCUGGUCAAUCAUUUCUGCGGCUUCUGCCGUUUGCUUACUUCUAUGGUUAUGGGCAGAACGUGCUUUUCGCUGCUGUUGAUUUGAUUGAUCUUGGGAUACUAGCUGCCUGGGUAUGGAUCCAAGUGUUGUUGCUGUUGAGUCAGGAGAUCAUAGGUCCUCGCUGGUUCGUGAGCGGCAACUGGGUGCCACCCGCCUAUGACUACCACCCAAUCCUUCGGGACGACGAGGAGGCCAACAAUCUGCCUAUUGGAGCGACCACUUCGAUGCCUUCACCCGAGCAAGAAAAGGAGGCCAAGGACAAAGGCAAGCGUGUCUUCGAUUGUGCCAUUUGUAUGCAUGAGAUUGAGGUGCCUGUGUUGAAUGGGGAGUCUGCUUCUGAGGGCCUUUCGACUGGAUCUUUGGUUUUGGAGCGCAGAAGGUACAUGGUUACACCCUGUAGACACAUCUUCCACUCUAGUUGUUUAGAGGGUUGGAUGAAGUUCAGACUCGUGUGUCCCAUCGACCGUGAGGAGCUGCCGCCAUUGUAG